AUGACACGCCUUUUCCUGCAUUUCGGCACACUCCUAGCUAUGGUCAGCUGGGGGUUCGCCUCGGCUGAUAAAUCUGCUAAUCAAUACAAUGUGGUACUGCAGGAUUCGUUGGCGUCAGCUAUGAUGCUUGGUUUGGCAAACCAAGAUACGGCCUUCAUUUUCGAUAAGGUUGAAAACAACCCUCAAAAAACGGCAUCAGGAAAGCCAACCUGGGCAUCUAUUGUCAAUCUAAAUGACUUCAGUGUGCGUGGCCUGGAUGCUACCACCAACCCCUUUUGUGCUGCUGGUGCCACCCUUGGUAAUGGUUCCUAUAUUGUUGUGGGUGGUAACAGCGCUAUUUCGUAUGGUGGCCAAAAUGUCAAGGAUGCAAGCGGUCAAAACAACCUUGCUGGUCCUGCGGCACCGUACAACGAUAUGGAUGGUCGCCGUGUCGUGCGUAUUAUGGAGCCACAGGAAGACAGCUCUAAGUUGCAAUGGGAUGAUGAAUACAACAGUCCCAAUCAAAUGGACUCCGCGCGCUGGUAUCCAGCCAUUGAGGGUCUCGCUGAUGGUUCCGUAGUCAUCAUUGGCGGUGCGACCAAUGGUGGCUUUAUUAACCGUAACUACCCUAACGUCGAUCCUGUUUACUCGACAGAUGGUAAAAAUCCACCUACGCCUGGACAAUGGGACCAGGGUGGCUCCAACCCCUCGUAUGAGUUUUGGCCUCCUGCUGGCAAGCCAAAGCCCGCUAUUAGUCAAUUUAUGGUCAAGACAAGUGGCCUCAACAUGUACGCUCACACCUAUUUGAUGCCUUCUGGAAAGAUCUUUAUGCAAGCAAAUUACAGUACGACGUUGUGGGAUUGGCAAAAGGACAAAUACUAUGAUUUAGAUGACAUGCCUGACAAGGUUAUCCGUGUAUACCCAGCCUCUGGCGCGACUGCUAUGAAACCGCUAACUCCAGCAAACCAAUACACGCCCUCUAUUCUGUUCUGUGGUGGAUUUAACAACAUGUCAGACUCCGAAUGGGGUGACUACACUGCACCACGCAUCAAUGUGUAUGAACGGGCUGGAAGCACGGACUGUUCUUCUAUCACUCCGGAGAAGCCUGAUGGUACAAUGAUUAAAAAUGCCAAGUAUGUUCGUGAAGAUAAAUUGCCAGAGCCUCGCAGCAUGGGACAGUUUAUUCAUCUUCCUACGGGUGAGAUGGUCAUUGUAAAUGGUGCUUCUCGUGGUUUGGCUGGCUAUGGCAACACAACAUGGAAUACAGUAAAAGCAAAGGACGGUAGUACAGUUUAUCUGGAAGGUAUGAGUCAAAUGCCCACCUACCGGCCCGUUAUCUACAAUCCUGAUAAGCCUUUGGGUCAGCGUCUUCGAUACAGUGACUUGGGAUCCUCUUCCAUUGCACGUUUGUAUCACUCUUCGGCUCUUCUUAUCCCCGAUGGCUCUGUGCUUGUUGCUGGGUCCAAUCCGCAUAUGGAUGUUUCCAUUUUGCCUACUAUGGACCAGCUGGAUACACAGUAUGAGAGCUUCAAUACGACAUACGCGGUGGAACAAUGGUAUCCCGACUACUAUUUCAAGACUCGCCCUGUCCCUGAUCAAAUGCCAGACACUAUUUCGUACGGUGGUUCCUCGUUCAACGUUACGAUUGGUGCAAAGUACAUGAAUCCUAACAACAAUGCUAAUGACAUGGCCAACAAAACUAAAUUUAUGGUAAUUCGUCCAGGGUUUUCGACACAUGCCAUAAACUUCGGACAACGUUCAUUGCAGCUGGAAAACUCUUUUGAUGUGCACGACGACGGAUCUGUUACAUUUAUUGUAAACCCAAUGCCGACCAAUAUAAACAUUUUCGUUCCCGGACCUGCAUUGCUAUUUGCUACCGUGAAUGGUGUGCCUAGCCACGGCAAGUUUGUCCAGCUGGGUGGCAAAGACAUGGGUCCUGUACCUUUCGCUUUAACGGCACAAUCUUCACCUGCACCGUUGCCAUCACCCAAAACGAACUCUAAAUUUACAAAUAAAGCUACGUCAGAGAACCCUGAUGGCUCUGUCAAUGACGGUCUAUCUGGCGGCGCGAUUGCUGGUAUUGUUGUGGGUGUUAUCGUUGGUCUAUUGCUUUUGGCUGCAAUUCUUUUCUUCGUACUUCGUCGGAGUCGCCAGAAGCGCUUUUUGGCCAACUAUGCGAGCGUGGGUCGGCCAUCUGCGCCGCGCUCUUCAGGAGGUACUGGCUAUGCUCCUUCCCUUGCUGGCAUGUCGACCCCCGGCACUACUGGUGCUCCAGCACCUUACAUGCGCUCCUUUAAUGACCCCUAUGAUUCAUCCCAUUUACCCAUGAUGCAGGGUAAUGAUUCGGCUAUUAGCCUUUCGAAUUUGAGUGGCCAUUAUGCAAAGGGUCACCCUACAGGUCCUAGUGCCGCCAUGAUGCCGCCUUCUUCGACGGACUUGUUUGCACAGCCCAUGCCUACGCCAAGCCCUGAUCAAGCCCCUGCAGGCUACACAUACGAGGCCGCACCACCUCGUAACCAAGCGCCUGCGGGCUAUACGUACGAGAUGGCCCCGCCCACGUCUGGGUCGACGUACUCAAAUCCAUUCUUCGCGCCGUCCUCACAACAGUUGGCUCACGUGUCCUCGCCCUCCUCUGGCCAAACUGUGGGUUAUGAGCGAGGCCCUGUGCUGAUGCCGGAAGGACAGACAGAGCAUUGGAACGAUGUGCCUGCCCAGCCUCAUCAUCGUAUGUCGGGCCCACGUCAGAUGCCGACAUCAAACUUACAACAACACCUGCGGGCAGCGAACCAACGGUAA
Messenger RNA from Malassezia pachydermatis, 2775 nucleotides. RefSeq lists its product as hypothetical. NCBI's taxonomy places the organism in Eukaryota, Fungi, Basidiomycota, Malasseziomycetes, Malasseziales, Malasseziaceae. The record is from RefSeq and is a predicted model, not a curated record. The transcript has a single exon. The coding region runs from base 1 to 2775 and encodes 924 amino acids.